CAUUUUCGCCGUGUCAGUUAAUGCACCGGGAGAGACUCAGAACUUGUUCUUCCACUAAAAGACUGCAGAUCAGCUGUUUGAAUCUGUUGUGCUUUCUGAGGAAGAUACAGUGGUGUCAUCAAUUUUACAUUCACAGAUGGCUGCACUGCGCAAAGAUGGGAGCAGACAUGACAAUGGAUUUGUAUUGAUAGCCUCUGAUCAAUAAGGACAAAAUCAGAGGGGUGACAUUUUAAGGGACUUAAAGCCAGGCCUGUGAGAGAGUAGACAUGACUAGAAAUUAACUUCAUGGCAUCUUCACAGUCUGUUACCCCUCCUGAAAAAGAGUCCAUGGUCACUGGUGUGACUCAGAAGCCCCAGGAGGAGGAAGAGGAGGAUGAAGAUGAUGAGGAAACUGGUGAGAAGUUUGAGUUUGAUGACAGUGAAGACGAGAAGAAUGCAGUGGAGGAUAAAGAGUCAGGAACUCCUCAUGUGGAAGCUGAGCUUUCAGGCAGCUCUGAUGUAAAUGCACUUUAUUGUCAAUCUAUGAAGCAUGUCACGCACAGUAAUCAGCCAGCAGUCAACGGAGGGACCCCUGCUGGUCUGGAGGAACAGAAUAUGCCCACACAUCCACACACACACCAAGACAUGGUAGCCAGACAGUCUCCUGAUGGGAGUUCUGUUUCAACCGAGCCUCGAGCAGCCGAAGAACAAACCAGCAUUUUGAAAAGAAAUAUCAUUUAUGAAGGAAAAAACGUUCCUGAAUCAAACGGAGAUUCACCCCCAGAGCAAGCGAAGGUGAACUCAACUGUUCCUGUUCGCUCGGAGGUCGUUUAUGAUGAUGUGCCCUGUGAAAACAUUACACCUCCGGAUGUAGGGGAUGACGUGAUCUAUGAGGAGGUGCAGAGAUCCGGUGAAUCUGGAUUGAUAGACAACGGCUGGGGCUCCAGUGAGUUUGAGAGUUACGAUGAGCAGUCAGAUAAUGAGACCAAGCAGCCCACCCGCAAUAAGAUUUCCCCAGAUGUACGACGUCUGAAGCAACGCUGUGUCCAGACCAGGCGUGAGCUAGCCAUGCGGUUAGGGGCAAGAGAUGUGGGCCAGCUCAAACAAAACUAUGACAUUAAGGUUCAGCAGCUCAUGAAAGCAGCGAGAAAUGGCACAAAAGAUGGACUGGAAAAGACCAAAAUAGCCAUGAUGCGAAAAGUGUCCUUCCUGAGUAAAAAAGAGUGCACAGAUGACACAGAGGAUGAUACUGGAUAUCUGGACGUGACUGUAUCUGAACUCAAACAUCCGCCACCUCAGCUUUCUCCAAUGCCAGAAGGGCUCAGUAGCCAACAGGUCGUCAGGCGUCAUAUUCUUGGCUCAAUCCUCCAGAGUGAAAGAAGCUACUUAGACUCUCUCAAGAGGAUCCUGCUGGAGUAUAAGAAGCCUUUGAUGGAGGCGGAGCCCCGGAUCCUGAGCCUGAAAAAGAUCCAGCCUAUUUUUUACAGGCUGAAGGAGAUCCUGCAGUGUCACUCCAUGUUUCAGAUUGCUCUGGCGUCCCGUGUAGCAGAAUGGGAUAACACUGAGAAGAUUGGAGACCUUUUUGUCGCUUCAUUUUCCAAGUCAAUGGUGCUAGACGUCUACAGUGACUAUGUCAACAAUUUCACCAAUGCUAUGGCCCUUAUCAAGAAAGCUUGUAUGUCCAAGCCAGCGUUCCUGGAGUUUCUCAAGAAGAAGCAGGCCACCAGUAUAGACAGAAUCACUCUUUAUGGCUUGAUGGUCAAACCAAUCCAGCGCUUUCCUCAGUUCAUUCUCCUUCUGCAGGACAUGUUGAAAAACACCCCUGUGGGGCAUCAGGACCGGCUGCCACUGCAGCUGGCGCUCACUGAGCUGGAGACUCUGGCAGAGAAGCUGAAUGAGCAGAAACGUCUGGCCGAGCAGCUCGCCGAGAUCCAACAGCUCGCUCGCAGCAUCAGCGACCGCAGCCUCAGUAAGCAACUAAAUUCGGAUCAGAAGCAGUUAAUUCUUUCUGAGACGUUGAUUGAGACUGUCUAUGGCGAGAAGGGUCAAGUCCUCAAGUCUAAGGAGCGCAAAGUCUUUCUUCUGAAUGACAUGCUCAUUUGUGCAAACAUUAAUGUAAAGGGACCUCCGGAUAUCAGCAGCCUUGUCCCUAUUGGCCCCAAGUAUGCGGUUAAGUGGACUGCCCCCCUGCUGCAGGUGCAAGUGGUGGAGGUGGGCCAGGAGACGCCGCAGCGCAAAGAAAGCAUUCUCCAGCAGACCAGUAACAGGCGUCUGAGCUCCAGCAACCCCCAAGGAAAGCUGUUCCUGGGACCACCUCGGCUGUACCAGGAACUGCAGGAGUUACAGCAUGAUCUCACUGUGGUGGAGGAAGUCACGUUGUUAGUUGGCACCCUGCAGGGAUCAUACCAGAAUCUCAACACGACGGUGGGACAGGACUGGUGCAUGGCUCUUCAGAGGCUCAUCCGCAUCAAAGAGGACGAGAUCCAGUGUGCCAACAAGUGCCGUCUGCGGCUGAUGGUUCCUGGCAAGCCUGACAAGUCUGGCCGUCCAGUCAGUUUCACAGUGGUCUUCAGUACGCCCAGUCCAAUUAGCAAAAUCUCCUGGGUUAAUCGUCUGCAUCUGGCCAAAAUCGCCCUGAGAGAGGAGAACUUGCCUGGCUGGGUGUGUGUUGAGGAUGAUGAAAAGACUAAGCCUCCAUUCUGGUGCCCGUUACUGGCCUGCCGGGUGCCUGUGUUUACCCCAAAAGUGCAAGAUCUGAAGUUGCAGGCUGCCCUGUAUAACCCGGUCCACUGUGCUCUUCUGGGUUUUUCUGCUGCCAGUACAUCCUUGCCUCAAGGCUACCUCUGGGUGGCUAGUAGGGGUGACGACUCUCAUGGGCAGGUGGAGAUUUUCUCCCUCAACAGGCCCACUCCACGCUCCGUCAAGAGUUUCUCUCUCAGUUCCCAGGUGCUUUGUCUGGAGUAUAUCACAGAGCCCAGCACCGAGGAAGAACAGGAAACUCAGGCCUCUGAAGUUCCUUCCAAGAUCGGCAACACCAUCUGUGUAGGAUUAUUGGAUGGCAACAUCAUGGUUUAUGGGAGUGUGGACACCGCUGCUCAGUGUUUGCUAACGUUCUGUAACCCCGAGCGCUGCCACGUUCUCUGUCUGAAACACUCGGGCAACUUUCUCUUUGCUGGUCUGAGUAAUGGAAAAGUUGCAGUUUACAACAGAAAAAGUGGAGAAGGCCUGUGGGAUCCAGAUUCCUGCAGACAUGUAGUUAUUGGAUACGCGCCCAUCCUCAAGCUGCUCCGAAUCGACCAGUGUGUGUGGGCCAGCUGUGCCAACCAGGUGUCUGUGAUUGAGGGCUCCUCUCUCAGGACUCAGAGUUUUGAAGUUCAUCCAGACCCUAUGGUUAGUGUGACCCACAUGGUGCGCGCUGGAGGAGGGGUGUGGAUGGCAUUUUCAGAGGGAUCAUCCCUACGUCUGUUUCACACUGAAACACUGGAACACCUCCAGGAGAUCAACAUUUCAACACCCUCUGCAUAUUUCAGCUCUGCUCAAAAGCCCAGCCUGUGUGUGAGCAGCCUCCUCAUCUGCCAGGGUCUACUCUGGGUGGGUACAGCUCAGGGCAUUAUCGUCACCUUGCCAGUACCCAGACUGGAGGGCAUCCCAAAAAUAACAGGAAAAGGAAUGACCUCACUCAACGCUCACAAUGGCCCUGUCGAAUUCCUAUUGGCCACUUCCAGCAUUUUACCCCAAGAUUUCCUCAAGCGUGACUCCGCUACAGACAAUGUGGAUUCAAAUAGCGGAGGUGAUGAAAAGGAGGCGACGAAUUCCUCUGAGGAGUCGCUCCAGCAGGCGGACGCCACUUCUCAAGGAGAAGCCAAAAGCAAAGGCGUCCUUCUGCAAUACCACCUUCGCUCUACCUCCAGACUCCCAGGAAAAGUCCUGACGGCGCGGCCUGAAGAAACACCAGAUUUAGCCCAGGACACUCUGGAGCACAGCCUGGAGGACGGCUCGAUCUAUGAGCUGAGCGAUGACCCUGAGGUUUGGGUCCGAGGGCCCGGGACAACAUCUAAGGAAGCUGGACGUCGGGAAAAGGUGACCUCGGCUGCGGUUAUAUCCGGUGGAAAAGGAUUCCGUCGACUGGCUAAUUCUUCACACUCGGCGGAGUCCAGUGAAAAUACGCUGAUGGUCUGGCAGCUGCCCAUUACAGUUUGAGGGAGGAGUGUGUGAAGGAUUGCUGGAUCACUGAAGGACAAACACACACUCUAAGCCUGUAUUUGUGUGGCUUAUGUGGAUUAUUCAUUCCACUUUCUCCUCCAGAAGGUUUUGAAGGAAUAUUCCCCCGGAUCAGUGAACGUUAAGCUAUGGCUGUGGUAUAAUGUCGAUUUUCCACAAAAAUUCUAUUAUUUUAUUCUCAGAAAUACUGGCUAUAGUGAGGCCUUUAUAAUGGAAGUGAAUGGAGCCAAUCUGGAAUCAGCACUCCUAAAGCUUGCAUACCUCUCGGAGGCAAAGAACCUCUGCGAAGUGCAGUUAAAAUCCUUUAACGCAUGGCAAGCUGUUGAUUAUCCUGCUUAUUCCUUGGUCAUUUGCUAAGUUGUAGACAAGUUAAAAUGAGUUUUUGUCUUUGCAGUGCAAUAUUUAAGUGCUACUGAUAAUGCGACAACAUAUACAGUAUACAAUGUUGAAGGUUAAAGUAUUAGCCUUCCUGUGAAUUUAUUUUAUUCUUUUUCAGAUAUUUACAUAUUAUAUUUUUUUCUGGAGAAAUUAUUAUUUCUUUUAGUUUGGCUGAAAUUUUUUUUUUACUUUUAAAAUAAUUUUUAGGUCAAUAUUGUAAGCCUUGUUAAGA
Messenger RNA from Danio aesculapii, 4810 nucleotides. It is a transcript of the gene arhgef10lb, whose product is annotated as Rho guanine nucleotide exchange factor (GEF) 10-like b. The coding region runs from base 286 to 4179 and encodes 1297 amino acids. The record is from RefSeq and is a predicted model, not a curated record. The transcript has 28 exons. Gene Ontology annotation, cellular component: cytosol. Gene Ontology annotation, molecular function: protein binding; guanyl-nucleotide exchange factor activity. Lineage: Eukaryota; Metazoa; Chordata; Actinopteri; Cypriniformes; Danionidae. Gene Ontology annotation, biological process: positive regulation of stress fiber assembly; SREBP signaling pathway; actin cytoskeleton organization.